Molecule: messenger RNA, 1178 nt
Organism: Asterias rubens (European starfish)
Lineage: Eukaryota; Metazoa; Echinodermata; Asteroidea; Forcipulatida; Asteriidae
Product: regucalcin-like
Exons: 4
Coding region: 2-736 (244 amino acids)
Biological process (GO): L-ascorbic acid biosynthetic process
Molecular function (GO): calcium ion binding; gluconolactonase activity; enzyme regulator activity
Source: RefSeq, a predicted model, not a curated record
AAUGGUAGGAACAGUUAUUAAAACAAAGUCCGGCAAGAUCCUGUUAGCCUCCAAGUGUCGAUUUGCGUAUCUCGAUUGGUCAACCGGUGCAUUGACAACAGUUGCCAAGGUGGAUAAGGAUUUACCUAACAACAGAUUCAACGAUGGGAAAUGUGAUGCCAAGGGUAGAUUUUGGGCAGGAACCAUGGGGCCUGAGUCAAGUCCUGCCGUCGUCCUACCAAAACAGGGCUCCCUCUUUUGUCUACAUCCUGACAAGUCAGUCACAAAACAUGCUGAAGACCUAGACAUCUCCAACGGGAUUGCAUGGAGUCUUGAUAAUAAGAUCAUGUACUACAUUGACUCCCUAACCAGGAUGAUUGAGGCAUUUGACUUCAAUCUAGAAACUGGUGAAAUAAGUAAUCGACGACCAGCUGUUAAGCUUACGGAUGAGGAAGGUUUGCCAGAUGGUAUGUGUAUCGACACUGAAGGAAUGCUGUGGCUAGGAUGCUAUAGCAGUUCAAGAGUGAAUCGCUACAACCCUAUCACAGGUGAGAAGCUCCAAACCGUCAUGUUUCCAGUAACCAACAUAACUUCCUGUUGUUUUGGGGGACCUAACCUGGACGAACUCUACGUGACUUGUUCUCGAGCAGGAAUCAGCGAUGAAAUCGUGAAAAACGAGCAACCCUUGGCUGCUUCGAUAUUUAAGGUCACGGGAUUAGGGGUCAGUGGAUUCGCUAGUAAUGAAUUUGAUGAUUAAUAAACUAAUCAAUCGAUUGAAAUAUGAAACCUUUUUUGUUAUGAAUUAGUUAAGUAGAUUGUCUUUACCAAUAAUGUACAGGGAAUUAUGGGGUUUUUUUUUCGCUGUGAAUGGUUCCGUUGUGGGUUUUUUUUUGGUAAGGGCCACUUAAAGGGUGUGCACAGCAUCGUUAAGAUUGGAAAUAAGAUUGGCUCAUAACUUACAAAAGAUGGUAUUGAAUAAAGUAAUUUAAUUUGCUUGAAAUGCUUCAGUUUGUGAAAAACGGGAACAAUUAGUUUGGAUCUGGCAAGUUCAAUACCUGACAACAGAUAGGAAGGAUGUUUACUAGUUUCUUUUCACUCAAAUGACAGCUUCAACUUCCACAGAUCUGUUUAGUCACAUUAAAGAGUGUAUGUAACUGUUGUAGGACAAAAAACACAAUGUCCACAGAUUUACACUAAAC